Molecule: messenger RNA, 333 nt
Organism: Guillardia theta CCMP2712
Lineage: Eukaryota; Cryptophyceae; Pyrenomonadales; Geminigeraceae
Exons: 5
Source: RefSeq, a predicted model, not a curated record
CUCUCCAGACGCGCAGGGUCGCAUGGAGCGGGGAGGUAUCAACUUCCAGGGGGGCAUCUUGAGAUCGGAGAGUCCUGGGAGCAUUGCGCCAUUCGUGAGUGCGAGGAGGAGACCGGGAUAGUCUUGAAGCGUGACACGCUGCUGCUCCUAGACAGUGACGUGUUCGCUAAAGGGAAACACUACGUCACCAUCAUCAUGAUCGGAGUAUGCUCAUCGGAUCAGGUUGCCAGGCUAAUGGAGCCGGACAAGUGUGAAGGAUGGAGUUGGGAGGACUGGAAGCAGAUGCCGUCUCCGCUGUUCCAUCCUCUGAGCAAGGUUGUGAGCUCCGGCUUC